Molecule: messenger RNA, 1044 nt
Organism: Cryptomeria japonica (Japanese cedar)
Lineage: Eukaryota; Viridiplantae; Streptophyta; Pinopsida; Cupressales; Cupressaceae
Product: peptidyl-prolyl cis-trans isomerase CYP21-1
Exons: 7
Coding region: 196-843 (215 amino acids)
Biological process (GO): protein folding; protein peptidyl-prolyl isomerization
Cellular component (GO): intracellular membrane-bounded organelle
Molecular function (GO): peptidyl-prolyl cis-trans isomerase activity
Source: RefSeq, a predicted model, not a curated record
GCCAUUGAUCAAGGGAUAAAAAGGAAACAUAACGAGGGCGGGCUCAACUAGAAGCCCAAAUGAAAGUGUUCAACAAGGGCAGGAGGAGGAUCGCGCCAAUUUCCCACGAUCCAAGAAACAGAUGCAAACUGGUUUUUCCUAUUUGUAGGGGUUGAUGACAAGAGAGUUUACAGCAAUCGAGAUCUAGAGGAGAAGAUGGAGAUGAAGAAAUGGAUGCUUGCAUUAUGUGGACUUGUGAUAUUUGUGUGGGCGUCUUCAGCGUCACUCAAGGCAAGAAGAGAGCGGGUGAGCUUGGAUGAGAUCACUCAUAGAGUUUAUCUAGAUGUUGAAAUAGAUGGACAACGUGCUGGUCGGAUUGUAAUAGGCUUGUAUGGCAAGGUGGUACCAAAAACAGCUGAAAACUUCCGGGCUCUUUGUACAGGGGAGAAAGGUAAAGGAACUGUUGCAAAGGAUUUGCAUUACAAGGGCACACCCUUCCAUCGUAUCAUUCCAGGUUUCAUGAUUCAGGGUGGAGAUACUGUGUAUGGAGAUGGUAGGGGUGGCGAGUCAAUUUAUGGAGUCACUUUCCCUGAUGAAAAUUUUAAACUGAAGCAUUCAAGUGCAGGUAUAGUAUCCAUGGCCAAUUCAGGACCAGAUUCAAAUGGAUCACAAUUCUUCAUAACAACUGUGAAAGCAAGCUGGUUGGAUGGCCAACAUGUCGUUUUUGGAAAGGUUAUACAAGGCAUGGAUACUGUAUAUGCAGUGGAGGGAGGAGCUGGUACUUACAGUGGAAAACCUAGGAAAAAAGUGAGAAUCAUUGAUUCGGGAGAAAUACCCAUUAGCAAAUGGGACGAUGAAAGUUGAGCAAAUAGUGUAUAUCUGAUUUUGGUUAUCAAGGGCUGUAAUGUAAAGAUAGAUUAUUUUUUUUUGUUAAAUAUCUUACUGUCCGCUCGUAUUUUUAGAUUUUUUAAAGAUCUCUCCUCUCCAUUUUGUCAAUUUUUGUUUUGUUUUGUUUUAGGGAUGAUUAACUAAUGCUGGUUAUAAAAAGGCUGCUUAGUUUGGUUA